Helicoverpa zea (corn earworm) is the source of this 7878-nucleotide messenger RNA. Its product is annotated as nephrin-like. Gene Ontology annotation, molecular function: protein binding. The transcript is spliced from 20 exons. The record is from RefSeq and is a predicted model, not a curated record. Lineage: Eukaryota; Metazoa; Arthropoda; Insecta; Lepidoptera; Noctuidae. Bases 478 to 3090 code for a protein of 870 amino acids.
CAUUUGUGUGCGUGCCGUUGCAGGUAUCGCUACGGACUUCAGUCCCCAUCGGGCAGUCGACGACGCGCGUUGUGUCGACGCUCCUCUCUUCGAACGAAAGCGUUCGACGAAAAUCAUUUUCGCGAUCGAAGAAAAUUAUCGAAAAUUUUUUCAUUCGUUGGAUUUUUGGAAACUGUGAAAAGAAUUGUGUGUUUUGUGAAUUUUGGAUGCUCAGUGGAUCGAGUGUCGACAGUUUUUAUUGGUUUUUGUGAAUGAAUGUACAGGUGUGAACUCGUGAAUGGUUAUCGUUUUUGUGGGAUUUAGAAGCAAAAUCCUGUUCAAAACAAUAGGAACAAAGGAUGAAUCUGCAAAUGUAAUCCACCGGUAUGUAGUGUAAUCACGAAACCCAAAAGUGACAAGUGCCAGUGCAGUGCAGUGUAGUGAGCGAUAUGCUAGAGUGAGUCGGGCCAGUCGGGGCCAAACCAGGCCACUUAGGCCAUGACCAGGCCGAGGCUCAAAUGCGCCGCUUGGGCCUGGCUGGCGGUCCUUGCGGCCUUCGGCAGAACCACCGCUUAUACUGAUACUGAGGAGUUCUUGAGUGAUCUGGAUAAACCAGUGCCAACAUCAGACGUUCAAGGAGUGUUGGGGAAGAAGGCGUCACUGCCGUGCGACAUCCAGCCUCUUCACUCAGACGACGACGUGGUGAUGGUGCUGUGGUUCAAGGAGUCGGAUGGUGAUCAGCCUUUGUACAGCUACGACAUCAGAGGCCGUUCCAUCAACCAGCCGAAGCUGUGGUCUUCCCCCACGGUCUUCGGGAACCGCGCCUUCUUCCGCGGCAGCGCCACCCCAGCAGUCCUCAUGGUGGACAAUGUGAUAGCCAGUGAUGCUGGCGUGUAUAGAUGCAGGGUAGACUUCAAGAAUUCGCCUACUAGGAACCUCAAAGUUAAUUUUACUGUUAUUAUCCCACCAAAUCGUCCAACAAUAUUCGACGCAAAAAGAAGAGAUAGAACGAAACUAGUGGAGCCUUACAACGAAGGCUCCAAUGUCCUCCUCAUUUGUGAAGUGGAAGGAGGUAAACCAAGGCCACGGGUAACGUGGUACUUAGAAAAUGUGGUGAUAGAUGAUUCCUUCGAUCAGCGUCCUGACGGCGUGACGGUGAACACGCUGACCUUCCCCAACGUGGGGCGACAGCAUCUGAACGCCAGGCUCGUCUGCCAGGCCUCCAAUACCAACUUAGCGCAGCCGGAGACCAAAGUCUUAAUAUUAGAUAUUAAUUUGAAGCCAAUUACGGUGAAUAUAUUGACUAAGGAGAAGCAGGUAUCAGCAGAUAAAAGGUACGAAGUGGAAUGUAAGACUACAGGUUCGAGACCUGAGGCUUACGUCACGUGGUGGAAGAAUAACAGACAAUUGAAGAGGAUGGCGAAAAAUUUUUCCGAGAACAACGAAACACUGAGCGUGUUGAGCUUAGUGCCAAGCGUCGAGGAUGAUGGCAAAUAUUUGACGUGCCGAGCUGAAAACAAACAUAUACAGGACUCCGCGAUUGAGGACAAAUGGAGGCUCAAUGUUCACUAUGUCCCCAUAGUGGACCUGAAGAUGGGUUCGAACCUAAACCCUGAUGAGAUUAAGGAAGGCGACGACGUCUACUUCGAGUGCACUGUCAAGGCUAAUCCCAAGACGCAUCGCCUGGUCUGGUUUCAUGAUAACUCAGAAAUCUUCCACAACGAGGCCGCAGGCAUCAUCCUGAGCGCACAGAGCUUGGUCCUACAGAGUGUGACGCGGGCAGCGGCGGGGGACUACACCUGUAUGGCGGCCAACAGUGAGGGGAAGGGGACUAGCAACCCUGUUACAUUGUUGGUUAGAUAUGCCCCAGUGUGCGCAGAGAGAAGGGACGGUGAACUCUUCGGGGCACUGAAACAAGAAACAGUCAGUCUACACUGUUCCGUGGAUGCCAACCCUGCUCUCGUCUCCUUUCAUUGGACCUUCAACAAUUCUGGAGAGCAGACCGAAUUGCCGCCUAAGUUAUACAGCAGUCACGGCCAUACUUCUACCCUCAACUACACUCCAACCACAGACAUGGAAUACGGUACUUUAGCCUGCUACGGAGAAAACGCAGUGGGCCAGCAGAAAGUACCGUGUCUAUUCCAAUUGGUGGCUGCAGGUCGUCCAUUCCACCUGCAAAACUGCUCAGUAGCCAACCAGAGCAUCGACUCCUUGAACGUGGAGUGCGUUGAGAACUUCGACGGUGGACUGCCACAAACAUUCCUCAUGGAACUGCUGGAAUUACCGUCUCUUAUUGUCCGCUACAACGUAUCAACGAACCGAACCCCUCCGUACUUCGAGAUCCGAGGUCUUCCACCAGGAGUGAGCUACAGGAUUGACCUGUAUGCUGUCAACGCUAAGGGAAGGAGUGACGUGUCUACCAUAGAAACUGUCACGUUGAAAGGACAGGCUAAGUUUACUGGUGAAGGCAGUGCACUAGGCAUGUCUCCGGUGCUGGCAUCCAUAGCGGCCAUGUCGGCCCUGCUCGCGACCGCCGUGUGCGGCGUGCUCGCGGUGCUGUACAAGCGGCACGCGGCACGACAUCGACAUUUACCGGCUAAACAUGCACCACUGAGUGAAGCCAUGUACGUAGAACGCGCACCCCACUGUCCGACUCCCGUCAAACAAGAAGUGGAAUCCCGCGCCAGCAGUACUGAGCCUCGCGACAGAGGCGAGCGAGGGGAGCGAGCGGCGCGGGGGGCGUUACUGCACACCGAUCCCAGAGACGCCGAUGAUGCAGACCCGGAUAUUAUACCCAGUUUAUAUGAGCGAAGGCCAGUAUCAAACGGGUACAUGAGCCUGCAACGGCCGCCAUCUUCGGGGAAGAUCACCAAACUGAGCGGAGAGGACGUGAGGUCUGAACCCGACGGCGGCGCCUAUUACACAGACUAUAGGAAAAAGGAUUAUAGGAUACCUUUAACUAGUUCGUACCAUAGUUUAGGUCGCGUCAACAAAGGCGUGAACGCAUGCAGUCCGAGCUCCGCCACCGGAGUGACUUCGUCUCUAACUGCGCACCGACUUCGACCCGAAGUCGUCACGACUUCGCAUCGGGUACAAGAGAGUUGUAUAUAAACAAACAACCCAUCCUGUGUACAUAGCCUUUAUACUAAGUAACGACAUAAGAAUAAGUAAUUUGUAUAGAAGUGACAGCCAGACACUUUAAUGCCUACUUUUUAUUCUGCUCUAAAAAGACACAUUUCUAUGAAUGUAGUUUGUACAACUCUAAAAACUACACUUUUAAGCCUACAGUUUGUUUUCAUCUGAAAAGAUUUAGACAGUAAAAACUUUCACAGAUAGAGAGAUGGAUUAGUUUAACAGCCUAAACUUUGUAGACUUUCAGACUAAUUUUAUUUAGGUUUGAUUAAAGUAGAAAUGUUAGUUUCCAAAACAUUUUCGAGAAAACAACUAGAAAAACUCGGUGUCUAUUUGACCUGUCAAUAGGUAAUGGUUGGCAUGAGGUAGGAAAAAAAAAAUCUAUUAUUUAUUUAAAUAUGGGAGUGUCGCUUCUACACGAUUUAAUUAUUCUUAUGAUAUUGACUGUGUUCCUUUAAAGUCUAAUGAAACGAGAUUUUUGUAAAAGAUUUAUGAAUUUUGAAUUGUAUGUUUGUAUGUGAUACGCUUAGUAUGCCGUCGGUCGGUUUUAAUGUAAAUACUAGUUAAUUAAGUUAAGGCGGCUUCUAUUUUAUUCGUCCCUUCCCUUCAUUUAAUUUGUGGAUUUCGGACUACUAGGGAAUAUUCUAGACUUUCUGAUUUUGUAAUUUUAUACCUUGUUAGUGUGUUUAAAUUUAAAAUUAACUCCAAAAGUUAAAUACCACUUAUAAAGCCUACAUUUUAAGAGAACUCAUUACUCAUUAGAGUCACAAUUUAAUUUGAGAGUUAAAUGGAGAAAUUAUUUAUAAGUGGUAUAUUAAAUUAAAAUAUCAAUAAAACAUCAAUUCUGAAUUUGAUAUGAAUUGUAAAAAAACAUGCUAGUUCUGGCAAUUAUGUAGUCUUAUCGUUACUAGUUUUUUUGUCUUUUCUUAACUUUAAUUAUAAUUUUGUACCAAUAUACUUGUUUGAUAAACACUAUUAAACCAUGUGUUCGAAUCAUACUUGUGAAAUAUUUUGAAAUAACAAUAAUAGUAAGUGUCCACACUAAGUACAUGUUAAGUAAACUAAUUUUAACAAGUCAUCGAAAACCUUUUAACAGUUUAACGAUUCAAUAAACCAAUACUAAAAAUGUUAACAAAAGUGACAAAAUAGUGUCAUAUUUGUGACGAAAAGUAUUAAGUGCUGUGACGAUUUUGUGACUAAACGGGAAGAUUUAGAGCAAACAUUUGUCAACAAAGUGAAGUAUGAUUGAUUCCUGGAAAGUGUAUCUUUAGUUGUUUUUUUUUGAGUCAGUUUAUAAGUGAAGCGGUGUGGGCUAGGAGAGCAGCGAUUAAAUCUUCUUCGGCAUCUUCUUCAGCGAUGCCGAAGAAGAUUUAACCAGAAUCACAAUCAGGUUUUUCAAAAAAAUCUUCUAUGUUAUUGCAAUUUAAACGGGUAAUUGCAACACUUGGCAGAUGUAAAAGGGUAAUGUUAUAUAUGUUUGUAAGUUCUGUUAAUCGUUACCGUUACUUAUGAGAAUUUAGCAGGAAUAAACUAGAAAAAAAUUGCAGAAAUAAACUAGAAAAAAAGCAUAGGUUAUAUUUUAAAAUUUCAAAAUACUUUUUCACAUGUUUGGUAUGCCCCAGGUUAACUACUUAUAGCUUAUGUUUUGGUAAAAAUUGGUGAGAAACAACUCUUUAGAAGAGUAAAACGGUACUUAUUUAUCCCUACCCGUUCCGCUCAUGCACCCGCCAACUUUGUACCCCCACCACACACGCCAGGCCACACGCGACGUAUCGUUAACUCGAACGACAACAUUUAUCCACAGUUCACGCACCGACAGUUAUUUAACUCUGUUAAGUCGCUGUAAAUUGCUCCCAACUGGCAACACUGUGUCUAUGUCUUAGAACGCGUAACUAGCUGGAGUCGCCUUGAGAACAUUUCUAUGAGAAGUUGAUUUAAACGUGGGAGGAGAGGCAGCGCAACGAAUAGUGAUAGCUCUUUCAUGCAUUUUCGAUCACACUGAAAUUACGCAAGCACACGACAAAAUUGUCAAAUACAAAUAUAAACUUGUUUUAUCAAAAAAAUCAUACAUUGUAUCCACUUUGUCUAAAAACCUUACGAAACUACCAAAACAAUAAGACCACACUUAACAGUGCAUACCGAAUUAGUAGUAUUUCAUUGCCUCUAAAAAACUUGCUUAAAGCGGGUCGUACAGCCAUGUCAUUGGUUGAUAUUACGUACGAGGGAGCGAGAUCAACGGGGCGCUCUCCUACCUUUAGCAGAGUGGAAGGCAUGACAACAACGCUUCCAGUUGUUUAAAUUAUCUAAGAUGUAUGCGCUAGAGUCACGCUUGACAAGAUAACGAGUUGUCUUGCGGCGUCACUUUCAUGGUGGUGAUGUGUGAUUCUAAUGUGGUAAGACUUCGAUAUGAAGUGAUGGUCAAGGAUUGAUAGGUUAGUUAAAUGUAAUUGAAAUAUGGAAAUGAAUAUAAUAUUUCACAUUUGUAUGCACGCCAUAUUCCCAUUUCUUAUCUUUUAUGCUCCGUUAAUUUUUACACUUAGAUCGAGUCUGUCUUCCUUUCAAAUUAAAUGUACAAAACUUUCUUGUUUUGUAAAUUAAUUAAAGGGACUAUACCUAUUGGAAACCACGUAACUAAUUUUCAAAAUAUUCAGCUAUCGACAAUGAUUCCAAUGUUAGUUUUUUUUUUUUCUACAAUCUUCUGACUUUUUUGUAAAUAUUUUUUAUUUAUAUUGCUUAGCAACAGAACAGACAGCAUAAUUGCCAUUUCUAGAACAUACAUGUAAACUUGUUUCAGUGUAUAAUUAGUUAACAGUGUGCUCAGUGUAAAAUAACGCUCUAAUCAGAACUAACAAGUGAAGUACUGUUAGAUAAAUUAUUUUUGUAACCAAAUAUAUGCUCGGUGUAAUUGAGUUUGUGUGUAAAGGCGAUACUCUAUUCAAAGCUAUACUUUUUAAUGCUUAAACUUUUUAUUUAAAUGUAUGGUUAAACAAAGUUACUUUUGUCAAAUAUUUUUAUUAGUUGGGAAUGUGUACCUAUGUAGACAAAUAAAAAUUCAAUUCUGAAGGAAACUACUUUCAAUGUGGAAAAUAAAAACCUAAAAAAAAUGUAGCUUAUUAUAGCUACAUUCCAUAAAUAUGAAAUGGAUGAUAUAAGUGGAUUAUUUUGUAAGGUUUCUGAGGUUUUGAUAGUUAAAAAACCCAUUUGAAUUAAAAGUUGUUUUAAUAAUUACUAUUAAAGGAAUGACAAUGUUCAUAUAUACUAUUUUAGCAUAAAUCGCUUACAUAUUUCAAAGCUAUAAAAAUAUAAAGGAAAAAAAUAUAGCUUUAACUGGAGUGUCGCCAUAAAAGUGUAAUUUCAUCUGCUCAACAUAAUCAAAUGUAUUUGUACUAACGAAUCGUGUUUGUGAACUAAACUGUUAGCAUUAAGUUGUUUAAUGUUUUGCUUCAAACAAUAAGAAUUUGUUGUGUCUCAAGAGAUUGUUAAGCGGAAUAAACUUUUAUGUUUGUGUGUGUUGCUGUUUUGUAGUAUUCUACAAAAAAACAUAGGAAUGUUUGAUUAUAAUUUCUUCAAUGCAUUAAAAAAAUAACGUGCACGUUCCUGUGAAUAUUUCUAAAAGUAUAGCAAUUUAUCUCAAUAAUUCGGAUAAAAUUCCCUUAAAAGAUCCAAGAACCUUUUUACGAUUUAUUAAAGUUAUACAAAUAUUAUGACACGUUAAGUCAUAAUAAUCAAAAUCUUUAACUCCAAACAAACUACACACAACCAUUCGUACCCCCCAAAAUAAAACAGACCGUCGUACCACAAAAACCUUUAAACGUCAGUCUAACACUUGUCUAAAAAAAAUGACAAAUUAUGACGUUGAAAUAAGGUUCAUUUAGUAGCCACACUUUUUUUAGACAAGUGUUUGACACAUGUUUAAGUUUUUGUAGUAAGACCAAUUUCUCACGCCCAUGUCCUAGGUCAAGCCACGCUAGCAAUGCACCCGUGCAUUCGACGGCUGCAGAUAAUACCUACUGCACUUUAUUUUAAUAGAGCGAACACGCGUCGUAACGGAAAACUGCGCGCCGCAGUGGGGAAGGCGGUUUAUGUCGUCAAAUCGAUACUUUGGUUUUUUUUUGAGGAGGUUGAGGUUGUAUUGAAAUAAAGUUUUUGGCUUCCUUAAAUGUUUUGUUGGAUCUUUUCUUUACUAGUAUAAUAGAUACGCAAGUGAUUCUGUCUGUAAGUCAAUUUGACGCCAAAAUUACAAAACCGAUUUACUCAACUUUAGCACAUUGUUAUACAAGCCUGAGAAAGGACAUAAGUAAGUUACUUUGUAUCCAGGCGUGGGAAGUAGUGAAACCACCAGAAAAUUAUAACGAAAUACUGCAUUACAAAACAGCAACACAUUCAAUAAGCAUCUUCCACGUAUCAAAACUAUAUUUUGAACUCCAUUGCGUCUUCUAAACGAAUCUUCCUGAAUUUCUGUACAUAGCAAGCAAUGGAUUCCACACAACCUCGUUCCUUGUACUUUUAGUACCCGCGUCCAUUUUAAAACAGUUUUGUAAUUAUGUAAAAUUGUAAAUAAAAUUAAUCUUAAGUAACGAAAUUAUAAAAUCUAGUCUAAUUUAGUACUAACGGUGCUAAGUAUUGUACAUUAUUAAUUAAUUGGUAACAAAAAUAUAGGUUAUUGUCAAUUGCCGACCUCAUACUAAGUAUGGGACUUUAAAUAUUGUUAAAAACAUUGUUUCUUGUAAAUGUUUCCAAAUAAAUACAAUGUCAAGCAUUUAUCAA